UCCUGGUACAGUCGGCGACUGCACAGCUUCUUCAUCAUCUCCAAUACCGCUGGCCGAGCGUUCUCGUCGGGGCUAUUUUCGUCGUCUCUCCGGUGGCUGACACUCCUCACUGCUGAGCGAUCAUGCACCGAUAUGCUGCCUUUGUUUUACUGCUCACAUCUGGCGUCGGUAAGUCGUGUUUUUUAACUUGAAAUUGAUGGUCAAGAGUGAGAGGAAUGAUUGCUGCGAAGUGACGCGGUUGAACUCAUGGGAUAGAUACCCUGGCCUGGUGGCGCUUUCUGGGCGCAGGUUAAACGCAGUCCUGAACAUUUUGAGAAUAUUCCCUUGUUUAACUGAACUUUAAGCUACGUAUAUUUGGUAUUUAUGUGUGUUUUAACUGCUCAGGCCUUAAAACAAACCCGGGUUGUCAUCCCCGCAGCAGUCUCGUCCAGUCGUGAUGUUUUGAAACUAGCUAGAUUGCUAAUUGUUACCUACGUCAACAACAUUAGACUUGGACACUGUAACAAACCUUAACAAAAUACAUAUUUCUGAGCAGUUUAACUUGUUAUCUAGCAUAUUAAAAAACUUUAUAUGCUCUGUAACUCAAGUGUUACGCUCGCUUUGAGUUUUAUACUUUGCCCAGGUGAUGCUAGCUCGACUAGCCGUUAGCUUGCUGGUUGGAUAACACUUGUUUUGACGCUAAUAUUAGACUUCGGGAUAAAACCGCUAACUGCUGCAGGCAAACACGACGGACUCAUAUUCAGAUAAAUGGGAAGAAAUGGUGUCUUUGAUCUCUCUGGGAACAAAAUUAGAUGUGUUGACAGCACAUCUACUAGCUUAUACGGUUAGCAACAUUUGGCAGUUUACAGUUAGCAAGCACGUGAUAGCCCUAAAACUAUAACCAGAGCUUGUUAUAUGAGCGGUUAACGAGUUCAGCCAGCUGGGGAACAAUUAUCAGAGGAAAAGGCUGAGAAAAAAAGCAAACGGGUGAUCCAAACAACAUGUUCUUUUGUUUUUACUUUCGACAUCACAUAUUUAUCGUUAUUACUGGCGCUGCAAGUCAUAAAUCUAUUCUUGCUCAUGUUGUUGCUCUGAUGUUUUUAUGUCUGUCCUUUUUUCCCCCAUAACUUUCUUUGCCAAAACCCAACACCCUCACAGCAGAUUACCUUAAAAUGUGAUACAGACUGUUAGAAAAAGAAUAUUCAAUUAGAUCAACUUGUUUGUAUAGCACCAUUAAACACAAAAGUCAAAAGUGAAAAUAAAAGUGAGACAUUAGUGAUGUUGUUGAUGUUGUCUGAAAGUCUGAAAGGGUUCAAGAAGACCACAUAAGGUUGUGUUCAAACAUGUAUUAACCAUAGCUAUUUCUGACAAUUUGAUAUUUCUAAUCUCAAAAUAAAUCUGUGAGAGGAAAAGAAGUGUUAAUUUUAGAUCUGAAAUGGGUCACUCCAUAUCCAGUAGUGCUUGGACGAUAUGCUUUCCACCCAAUUCCAUUCUUCUACGAUUUUUAGGAUGCCGAUUCGAUUUAAAUUGAAAUUUUAUGAUAUUGUCGAUUUUCUCGAUUUUUAAGGUCCUUUAACAACGGGAGCAUUUUUAUCGUGCGAUUAUUUCGGACGUCAAUAUUUUUUUUUUUCAAACCCGUAUCCUGUCAAUACAAGCGUUCACAUCAGCUACGUUUUCCCGUCUUGUGAUAUUGUGGCAUCUAUUUUUUUGGAUCACAGUCAAUUUUUCUAAAGUUUUUGCGUACUGUGUGUCCACUUCUGAUCAAUCAGAUUGCGUGUUGCUGCGAUGUCUGUUUCACCAGUAUAUCCAACAUGGCCGACCGGCUGAUUGUUUACGUGUCGGAGUACAGAGUGCUUUUUGAUUAAAGACACAAACAUUACAAAGAUAACGACCUGAAGGAUAGUUUGUGUGCUUUAACAGUUUGCUAAAUGUCUUUGUUUUAACUUUCAUCUGUGCUAAGUAACUUUAGCUCAUAAGCUAACCUGUUCAGAUACAACAUACCAUAUGUAUUUUCACUGUCUCAAACUCAAUCGCGUUGCUGUCACAGCACCAUUAGGUCUCGGUUGUUACCAUACGUUUAUGGAUUAUAGUUUUAUUGUGCUUAUCUUUUUUAACAUAAAAAUCUAUUUAAAAAUUGUAAAACAAACUUAUGUGAAUCAAUUUUUUCUGCCACCCCUAAUAUCUAGUGUUUUCUUUCUGUUAUGUAAAAACAUACACCAACAUACACUGACCAGCCAUAACAGUUAAACACAAUUUAAUGCAACUCAAUAAUUCAGCUGUACCAUUAAUUCUACUUUAAGUUUUUAUUGACAUGGUCAGACAGGUGAUAAUUGUUCUUAAACUUUACAAAAUAUAAAGAAUAUAUUUCAUUAUAAUACGCUCCAGUAAACCACUAACCCACAAUGUCUUUAACAAUAAAUGUAAAUUACAGUAAAAACACGUCUGAUCAGCAAAAACUGAAUACUUACAAGCUUCCUGAAAGUAGGAUUUGUGGUUGCGCAUUAGAUUGCCCAGGUGUUCAUUAUAUGGCUGGUCAGUGUAAAGUUCAGGUCAGGUGCUUUGGAAAGCCGUUGAGUUUUUGAUGACAGUGCACACAACCAACAUUAUACAGUAAAUGUGGAUGGACCUUGGCCCCUUGUCUGUAAAAUUUGGGGAGGGGAAAAGGUACAGAAAAACAUCGCAAGUUUGAUUGAAAAUCUUGUACAAAGAAUGUGAUGUCUUCUGAAGGUUAUGUGGUUCUUGUGUACCCAAGAAAUUGCAGAAAAACAAAUUGAUUUAAUAAUUUUAGUAUUUAAAAUGCUGACUUUUGUAUGUGGAAAUAUGUAGCUGAAAUUGAACUCGAGCUAUCAUGAUAUUAUCAUCACACAGCUAAUAGCAUACUCCAGUGUUGUCUAAGUACAUGGCAGUGGUAGUUGUCUAUUUGAAUAAAAACCUUUAUAGAAUAAUAGGAAUAAUAUAUCCUUUUUUUUUUUUCUGCAGUGUUCCAGCUGUCGCAUGGCGUCGAGGUGACGGUCAAUGACGGUGAAGACAAGCUAUGCAUAUUUGCCAAUCUAACAGUGAACUUCGCGGUCCCAUAUGAAAAAGCUGACAACACGGUGAGUGUUGAUCUUCCUCUCACUUGACACCAGAUGUCCUACUUUGACCGGCUCUGUUUGGCUUCUUUUUUUUUUAUUCCAUCCGGUCACACAGUAUCCUUAUGUAAUUACUACAGAAGAAAACAGCUCUGCCUUUAUCAGGGCAGCUCAACAGCGUGACUGUCAUACAACCCCUUAGAGUCCAUGCCAUCGAGGAAAGGGGAAAUGAAAGGGGUCACUACAAAGAAAAUAGCUGUUUUCUCGCCAUUAGAGAUUUCAAUCAUUGAGCUCUCCUGAAACAAUGCCUGUGAUUGUGUCUUUGCAAGUCAGAUGUUCAAAUGAGUAAAGCUCACAGAAACUCUUUCCAAGUAAAGAGCUUAAAUCUUAAAAACAACAGAUUGUUUCAUAUCUUUAUCUACCCACUUAAUCAGUCCCGAAGGUCCUUAAGGCCGAUCCUAAACAGUUCAGUAUCAAACUUAUGUAAUCAUGCUAAAUGGGGUUAUGCUCUGCCCUUUCCAGAGUGCGACAGCCGAGUUUGAACUCCCCAGUAACGUCACAACAGACGGAAGUGAGUGUAAUCCCAAAAGUUCCAUGUUGAAGAUUAAUUUUGGAGGACACACCUGGAGUGUUAAUUUCACCUUGAGUGGGGAAAAGUACCAGGCAGACAUCAUCACCUUCUCCUACAGCCUCAGUGACAAGGCUGUCUUCCCUGAUGCUUCAUCAAAUGGUAACCCUUACUUUACUUCAUCACAGUAAAAAGACACAGUUAAUGAUGAGGGAUUUUGUUCUGAUGCUGAUGUUAUUCUGAUUUUUUUGUAGAUACCAUGACUGUGACAUUCAAGCCUGAGAUUACAGAUGUAGUGAAAGACACCUGCUACUCAUGCAAAAGUCGAGACACCAUCCAGUCUGAUAUGGUCAAUCAGACUCUGUGGAACGUGCUCAUGCAGGCUUUUGUCAGCAACGGCAGCAAGAGUGAGAGGAGUAAGUUCAGCUGCAGUGUCACACCUACACCAGCCUGAACUGUUUCUCUUUUUUUGGUAUUAAUCGCCACUUUCCUCUCUUUCUCCCCCCCCUUUUACAGUCACCUCUUGUCGUGCUGAUAUACCUGCGACCACUCCUCCCCCCACCACUCAUGCCCCAACGACCACCACUGUAGCUCCAACCACUCCCACCACCCCUCCCACCACCCCAACCCCUACCCUCCCCACACCUGGCAUCGGGAAGUAUAUCGUCAAGCCAGAGAACGGCACAGCCUGUCUGUUGGCCGAAUUUGGCUUGCGAAUCGGUUUGAAGCUGGGAGAGGUACCUUCGCUGUCAUGCGGUGUUAAAAUCUUUCAGAGCUACUUAUUUUUGAAGUUAUAAUCAGAUACAAACCACAUUUAUUGGAUUCCCCUCUUUCCCCUUUGCCAUAGAAAUACCAGGAGAUGAACCUCGACUCCAAUACAACCUCAGCCUCUGGAAAAUGUGGAGUCAACAGCAGUGAACUGGUGUUGGUGUCGGACACAAUGUCCAUCAUGCUGACUUUCACCAAUGUAAGUCCUCAUCUUCAUGUAGUUUCGUCCUUGUUGUUCUCAGCAUUUCAAAGGCUCAUGAAACUUAUUGAAGACUAAGCCAAACAAUAGAACACUUUUAAAAAGGAACAGAGGGUUUUUCAUGAUUUUGCACAGUCUCUCAUUCACUCCUCUUGUCUUCUUUCUUUUGAGAAUUUGGACAAUUUUGCAGCCAAACUAACCUGAAAAGCAGCAGGUGCUGGGUAUACAUUGAUUACUUCUAGCCAUUCAUCAAAAAUAUCAAUACACUCUUAGAGGAGCAGUGGGAAGGAUUUAGUGACAUCCAGUGGUGAGACUUAAGAUUGCACCCAUCUGGUGACGGCCGUUCUCACCCUUCACCCUAAAACUUGAAGUAGAAUCCACAAAUUGCCAAGGCCCUCUUUGAAUUCAGUGGGUUUUGUUGGACUAAGAUACAUGACAAUCAAAAACAAAACUAUUUUUGUUUGAAGCAGAAUACAAACUUAUGAAUAUUUACGUUUCUUCCUUUCAAAAUGCGACAUAGCAACUGGGAAAUGUUCACAUCUGGGUCUUCUGGAUACUGAGUCUGUGUUUUAAAACUUAAUUUUUCUGUCAACAGGACUCAAAGAAGUUCCACUUGCAGGCUCUGAACAUCACCGGAAAGACAGGCUCUGGUAAUAAGAACCAUAUACUGUAAUAGGUUGGACAUAUGGAUAAAAACUCUUGAAUUUCUGAGUUUGAAUAUUCGUGUCUUUCUAGGUGUUGUCUUUUCAGAGUCAAACACCAACCUCAGUCUGUGGGAGGCAGCCCUCGGCGCCUCCUACAUGUGCAACAAAGAGCAGAACUACACCAUCAGCAACAAUCUCACCCUCUUCACCUUUGACCUUCGAGUGCAGCCCUUCGGGGUCAAGAACGAGGUUUUCAGUACAGGUAGGAUAUUCUGUCAUGACUCUGACUAAACUGUUUGAUGUGCUGGAGGGCUGGGAUGAUAUGUUUUUCUCCUGAUUCGAUUUAAAUUGCUAUUCUACAAUAUUAUUGAUUUUCUAGAUUUUUAGUCUGCAUUUUUAACACCAGUGAAACAGUUGAAUGAUUAUGAUCGUCUAUUGACUAUUCCAAUAACCGUAUUUCCCCCCAAAAAUUCACACCACAUGUAAGGCAGUUUUCAAGAUUUGUUCUUAAAUUUGAAAAAAAAAAAAGUUUUUUUUAACAUAAAAAUCAAUUUAAAAAUUAUAAAACAAAAAUCGUGAUACUUAUGUGAAUUAAUUUUUUUCUCCCACCCCUAAUUUUUUUCCACAUGUGGAAAAAAAUUGUAUAGCUGAAGAGACAUUAGUUUUGUUGUUUUGAAAUCAACUAAAUUGAUGAAAUUGUUCAAUGAUACCAACUCUAGUGCUGAGAAGCCUUUCAAACAGCUCUUAUAAUAGUUGUAGUCCACUUCAUUUGGUUGUAUUUUACAUGCAACCUUAUGAAUGUAUUUUAUUUAAUCAAAAAUAACACAAUAAUUAGAGAUAAUAAUGUUUUUAUGUCCAAAAGCCCAGCUAAAUGACUUCUUCUGUUAUUAUAUUUUAUUUGGCAGAAAUAGACAUUCACUUGUUAGCUGGUUUCAUGUGAUAGAGCCCAAAUUUUAUUAUUGUUUAAGAAUAAUCUGAACAUGAGUAAUGUUGAUACAAAGAAUGAACCAUGGUCAGCAAACAUAAUAUCUGUAUUUCAGCACAUCGGGAUGCUAGGGUUGACUUUGUUUUCCACAAGUUGUUGAAUCGUUUUCUUGCUGCUUUAAGGCCGUCAGGCGUGUCUAACUGAUUUUUUUUUUUACAGUGAUGACUAAACUUUACAGAGAUGAGUCAUAGUCAUUUCUUUUUUCAUGGUACUAAUAAAAAUAGAAAAGUGCCACUAACUAAACUCAGCCACAAAUUAAGCUGCUCAACCUCACUUUAAGACGUUUGCUAAAGGGAGAGUAUUUGGUUUCAUGCAUCUAAAUUUGGCAUUUUUGACAGGUUUUUUUUGGCCUAAUUUCUCUUGAACUUGAGAACAAGAUUUUCUUUGUGAGUUUUAUUGAACACGCUUUAUUAAUUCAAACGAAUCAAAGCGAGCCAUUAGUAAAUCCACCACUGUGGGAUCCCUCACAGCUAAGAAACAGAGAAAAUGUUUGUGACAAAGUUAGACUGUAUCUAAUCACCUGCUUUACUGCUUCACUUGCGUCUCUCUGAAGACAUUGUUUGUUGUCUGUACCACCUGUUGACUGACUCUCUUUUUAUCUGCAGCCCAUGAAUGUUCAUUGGAUGACACCAGCAUCUUAAUCCCAAUCAUUGUUGGUGCUGCUCUGGCUGGCUUGAUUCUCAUUGUAGUGAUCGCAUACGUGAUCGGUCGAAGAAAGACUUAUGUUGGAUAUCAGACCCUUUAAUUUCAAUGUGUGAUCUAUCCUGACAUAUCAAGGGGUACCCAAGCCUGGUCCUUGGGUCUCAUGUGCAAUUGCUAAAUUGGCAUAUGAUUGAAAGAUUAAGGAGUCAAAGAUGCAGUUUUAUAGCGAAACAAGAUUUUACCAUCUCAGUAAUUAGUCGUGAGAACAAACUACUCUGGAGUUGCAGUCAGAGGGUCUUUUUUGUGCUUAUAUGCAGAGACUAAAUUCCAUCUGAACAUGGGGGUUUGGUGUUUUUCUCAAGGACCAAACUUGUCUACCCCGAAUGUUUGUGAUUGUUUUUGUGCUGUUUUAUUUGAUGUCCUUCCUUUUAGUUGUGAUUUUUUGUAAAUGAGCAAGUGCAAGAUCCCGACGGCAUCUUUAAAAACUCCAGUAAUAAUAACAAUUACAUAAAAGAUGUUAAACUCACAGUGAGUUAUACCAUUACAAAAACCUCUGAACACUAAGUUGACUCAUUUUUAUCAGAACUCCAGAUCCUGCACUUGCUCUGAAAACAUUCCCCAUCAUGUUUUUGUUUUGUCGUUAUUGAAUAUUGAGCCAAUUUUAGUUUUUAUUUUUGUUUUAAGGUUUGAAUUCUCAUCCCCAUUCAUAUUUACAUUACGGAAUUGAAGUGAUUUACCCUUGAUUUCUUUUAUAAUUCAACGACAGAUUGUUAAGCAGCUUUCUAUCUUUGAUUUUUGAUUUAACAUCUUUUCCAUUUGAAAAAAUUGCUAAAUGAAAUAUGCCUCAGUGUUUGUCCCUGUAGAGCAGGGAAACCAUGGAAACUGACUGUGCGGCUUCAGUCAUAUUAAGAAUGUAAAAUCAAAGUGACCUUUCUCACUGAAAACAUUUUGAUGUUUUCAAGCACUAAAAUCCAGGUGAAAGUAAUGACAAGAAAAGAUGUUUCAAGCUUUGAGACCCUGACAGACUUUUAAAACUCCACAUAACAAGAUAAAAGUUGGUGUUUCUCAUUCAAAGCUGAGCCUUUUCUAAUACUCCAUUUAAAAAUGUCUGCUGCUUUAGAAGGUCUCUCAAAUUUGCACAUGGUCCAGUCAGAGAAUAAAUCUGGAAAACAAGGUCAUCUUUUCUCGUUGAAUACGUUUUGGCAUUAUGUUAAGAAAAGGGAGAAAUUUGGUGUGUAGAUAUUAACUUUCAGUACGGGCAAUUCUGAGAAAAAGAUACAUGCCUACAAAUGCACUAAGGCGCUAUUUAGAUAUUUUGCAUCAUGUUAAGACUCUAGUCACAUCAUGUCACCUGUGUAUAGUCUGCUUGGACUGCUGCAGCUGCAUCACAGGUCCAAAAAAACUCCUGAAAACUUCGUUUUAAAUGUUUCCUCCAAUGCUUCUCUUAAACACAGAACAGUUAUGUCUGGAAACAACCAAAAUAAAUCAUUCAGGAGGGAAAAAUGUAAGUUUUCAGGAGCUUUUCAGCUAGGAGAAUUAGUGCGGGUUACAUUGAUGCUGUGUUUCAGACAGAGGCAAGUUCCUCGUGUGUGUUUCUUUGACAGAAAGCCAAUGUGACAAGUGGUGACAGCUGUUUAUUGCUGCCUUAUUUGAGCAGAGUGCUGCGUUUUUUAGCCUAGUUUCCACUCUUCAGGACUCGGGCAAAGAAAACAGGCAGUAAACUAUGCUGAACUUGACAGUGCUUGCUUUAUAAGUUGCUUAAUAAAAUUUGCUUUCCCAGGACAUUGUACGUGUUAAUAGAUAAUGGCUGUAAAUCAAUUACGAGCUUUGAUUUUCUGGUGAUUUUUGCUGCUUGGAGUAUUUCAGCUGUGUACAAACUCAGUUGCCUUAAUUAUAAAGAUGGUUUUGCAGCAACGGUUUAAAUGUUCGCUUUCACAAGAUUAACUCCCCAACCGCUGAUGGCAAAAUCCUCUAAUUGGCUUCUCAGCGCCACAUUUGAGCCUUCUUUUAUGAUUCAAUAACUUACUAAUACUGCUAUGACUUCGCUGUUUUGGUUCAUCAUUUAAUUUCCCUUCACUCGUUGAAGAGCCUGCACAUACAUGUUCAGCAAAGGGAAUUUGUGCUGCAAGACCAUCUUGUAAUAAAAAGAUCAAUCUGUGUGUUUUGUUGAUUCAAAUGACUUCAGCUCUUUUCCCUCAUGCUGUUGAAUAGUGAAAAUUUGGAUUUCAAAUUGUUUGUCUGACUGAAGUGGAGCUUUUUAGUAUUUUAAGAUUCAUGGAAAUAAAAUGCGUUGCUGCCCUGGAGACUUGAGUUAAUCUUCCUUCAUUUUAAAAACUCUUCAGUAUCACUGUCCAUACUUUAAAACACCUUGGUUUCUCUAAAGCUGGUUGGUUCUUCCUUUCAGGCAUUAACCAUGUUUUCUUUUUUUUAUCUGAAGUCUACUGUUCAGCCUGUAAAACAUUCAUCUCUCUGCUCUCUUCACUUUUCGUCCAGCUGUGGAAUGCCGGUCUGAUGCAGAGAGCUUCCUUGUUCCCAUAGCUGUCGGCGUUGCCCUGCUUGUUCUCAUUCUUAUCGUUCUGACGGCCUAUUUCAUCGGGAGAAAGAGAAACGCGGCCACCGGCUACGAGUCUUUCUAGAUAAACUCACCUGAUUAAAAAGAAAAAACUAAUUGUGCACAGAGGAUGAGUUGCUGAAUCGCUGGCUGUUUGCUUUGCUGUCUAUGUUUUAAGUGUAAGAAAUUUCCAACUUGGGUUGUACUGAUCUUUCUAUGUAGUGUUUCAUGCUGUUGACAAGAUGGGAAAGAUGCUGCCACUGGAUUUGCCAAGCAUUAGGCAUUUUCCCUGAUUGUACAACUGGCUCUCUAACAAUCUAAUUUCCACCUGAUCGUGGAGCUCAUGCAGAAUAAUAAGUACUGACGACUUGAGUGUUUUCCUUCUUGUGCCUCUGGGGUAUCUUAAUAACCUAUCCUGUAAUCCACACUGCAUUCACAGAGCUGAUUCCACCUUUGUUUUGUAGGUUUGAAAUCCUAACUUGCUUCUGUCCUUUCCUCUCUAACCCCUUUGUGGACUGUUAACAUCCUUUCUCCCUCUUUUUUUGUGUGUUUUCAGCAAACUAAACCACUAACCCUCUGUUUGUUUCCUCUCUGUCUUUAUCUGUCAGCUGAAGAAUGCUUCCUGGACUCUGAUUUGAGCUUUUUAGUGCCCAUCGCAGUGGGCGUGGCACUCAGCUUCCUAAUCGUCCUUGUGCUUAUCUCUUACCUAAUUGGCCGAAGGAAGAGUCGCACCGGCUACCAGUCCGUAUAAUCCGAACACGGCUGCUUCUGCCUCUUGCACCCUUUCAACUCUCACAACUCCCUAAAAAUGUCCACUGAAUCACUCCGCUGCCCGUCGGUGCAUCCGAAAAAAGAAACCUUAAUUCCUGCUUUCUUCUGUCCCCUCCCCCAAAAUAACCGUUUUCUCAUACACAGCUUCAAAUUUAUCCCAGCAACAACCUCCAAUAGUUUCAUUUUGUUUUGCUUCUAUGCCAAUGACAGAAACAAGUACCAAAACAUUUAUGAUCAAUAUUGCAUUGUUUGAUUGUAGAUUGCAUGUUUCUAAACUUAAAUUCAUGGCUGUGUUUGGCCACCCACCUCCUCCCCAGAGCGCUCCUCUCCCCUCCCAACCCCAGAGAGGCUUUUCCCUCUCGAUUUCUGUGCUGUACAAUAGUAUCCAUGUAAAUUUCUCUCUUGUAUAGAAUGAAUGACAUUGAUUUUUGAUGACGUGAAUGUACGAGCAAGCUAAUAGAAACACUUUGUCAUUCAUUUCCCCGUCCAGUUCUCACUGUUUUUAAAUGUUUCUUUAACCACAACUUGACAUAAAAUAACAGCUCAAUGAAAGUGUUGCACAUGUAGUCACUUAAUCGUAGCUUGGAAAAAGGGAUGCUAAGUUAUCACGACACUUUACCAGCAAUGGGACCAGUUUUUUGUUUAUUUUUUAACGUGUGAUGUUAGGUGUUUGUCGAGACUAAAAGCUUACUUUAUUUUAGUGUACACUUCGAUUUAAAGAUCAGUAUUUGUUGACUACAUUUUGUGUUCCUUUAUGAACCUGUGUUAAUUCAAAAGUUAAACACAUGGAUGUUUGACACCUCACCUCAAUCUUCAUAGAUCAUUGAUUUGACGAUAACAUAAUGAGUACGAGCAGUUCAAGAGUUAACACUGACGUAAUUCUCUUUAUGUUCUGUACAUUCGAUCACACACAAACACACACAUACCCCAGACAGUUUCGUGCCUUUCUGUUGUGCACCUCUGAGUUGCUUGCUUGAAGCUUGUCUCCAUCUGAUGAAGAAUGUGAUAGGAUGAGCUUGUUAAACACAAGUGGGGAACAAAUUAAAUAAAGUUUCGUUCUUGUUUUGUAUCAC
Molecule: messenger RNA, 11251 nt
Organism: Xyrichtys novacula (pearly razorfish)
Lineage: Eukaryota; Metazoa; Chordata; Actinopteri; Labriformes; Labridae
Source: the annotation of a GenBank genome assembly